This is a messenger RNA of Racocetra persica, 561 nucleotides long. Lineage: Eukaryota; Fungi; Glomeromycota; Glomeromycetes; Diversisporales; Gigasporaceae. The record is from the annotation of a GenBank genome assembly.
UGCCUACGCCUGGAUCUCACUCCCAGUAUACCAGCUACUAGUGUCCUAUGCCCCUAUGUGCCUACGCCUAGACCUUUCAUCCAGUAUACUAGAGAUCUUGGAUGCAUUUAUAGAAGUCUUCAAGAAACUUGGCAGUUCAACUUUCGUGCAUGUUGGAGUACAAAAAAAGCAUUAAAAUUGUGUGAAAGCGCGAAUGAAAUGUUCCAAAGAAGAGAGGUUCAAGAUUUUUUUAAUGAUAUUGACCACGAGUUUGAUGUGUUAUAUAAAAAUGUAGAAAUUGCAAAAAUCUUAAUCGCUAAAAAAGCAACAACUCAAAUAGAAGAAACACUAGAGGUUCAAGUUAAAAAGAGAAGAAUAGAUGAGGUCAACGCAUCAGAGACAAGCGACAAAUAUCUGCAUGAAGCUACAGCUGGUGAUACAUUGCCUAAUGGCAUCAAAAUUAAAAAACCAAAUCGCCUAAACUUAAUAUCAUCUGAUGAAUCCUCUCAAGAGACUGACAAUGAUGAAGACAUACCCUUAGAUGAAUCAUUUAUCUCCACCUCUAAUAAUUCAAAAAUUUGA